AGUAAUAAUUUUAACAUUGCAUCAAUUUGUUCAAUUUCUGUCUGUGAUUUUGGCCUUAAAUAUAGUAAGAAAAUGCCCCGUCAACGUUCAGAUAAAUCCGGCGGAUCGGCUCGUCGCCAGAGCUCCAGGAGCAACAGCAGCUGCACGAUUCCCGUUCCCAGCUCCCGAGGCAGCAGCAGCCGUCUUCCAGCAACGCAGCCACGCAAACAGGAGUCGACACCAGUUGCAACACCAGCUGCAACACCAGCCACAACACCAGCUACAACACCUGCUGCAGCCGCAGCUUCCGCGCCGGAGGCAGCAACCAAGGGACGUGGCCCAGGCAGUAUGUUCAAGGACAUGGCCACCACUGCAGCGGGCGUGGCGGCCGGAUCGGCCGUGGGUCAUGCCGUGGGCGCCGGCAUUACUGGAUUGUUCGGCGGCGGUCGCGGAAGUUCCGUCCCCGCGAGCCAGCAGGGGGAGCAGGCAGCGCCUCCUGUGCCAGUGCAGGCCCAGCGUUCCGGCGAAUUUGUCGAAGAUGGUCCUUGUGCCUACGAGCUGCGGCAGUUUCUCAAGUGCACCGAGGAGAACAGUGACCUGUCCGUCUGCCAGGGCUUCAACGAGGCCAUGAAGGACUGCCGUCGGCGCUACAAUAUUUAGAGCCUCAAACAAAUGAAAGACAGUCAUCGCUCAACAGAAAUAGCCACUAGAUAUAAAUUCUGAGUUAAACUUGGAUUGCAUACAACAAAAUAGUUCCCAAAUUCCGAAUUACACAUUUUCUGUAUUAAAAAGUUGAAGAGAAAA
Drosophila persimilis is the source of this 783-nucleotide messenger RNA. Its product is annotated as coiled-coil-helix-coiled-coil-helix domain-containing protein 10, mitochondrial. The transcript has a single exon. Bases 73 to 639 code for a protein of 188 amino acids. Gene Ontology annotation, biological process: mitochondrion organization. The record is from RefSeq and is a predicted model, not a curated record. Gene Ontology annotation, cellular component: nucleus; mitochondrion. NCBI's taxonomy places the organism in Eukaryota, Metazoa, Arthropoda, Insecta, Diptera, Drosophilidae.